AUGGUCGACACCACCCAACAACAACAGCAACAAAUGCACAAUAUCAAACCAGCCGACCUCCAAGCCUUCGUCACCCAAAUCCUCAUCGCAAACAACACACCCCCCGAUAACGCCGCCAUAGUCGCAAAAUGCCUAGUCUCAGCUGACCUACGCGGCGUGGACACCCACGGCUCAAACCGAAUCCCCUCCUACAUGGAGCGCAUUCGCCAAAAAGCCCUCGACCCAACUGCCACACCCACACUACGCCAAAUCACGCCCGUAGCUGCGCAAAUCGACGCCCACAAUGGGUUCGGCUUUGUCGCGGCGCACGCGGGUAUGGCCCGCGCUAUUGAAAUGGCUCAAACGUUUGGUAUGGGCAUGGUAUCUAUCAAGCACUCGAAUCAUUUUGGUAUGUCGGCUUGGCUGGUGAAGCAGGCUCUGGAUGCGGGUAUGAUGAGUCUUGUGUUUACCAAUUCUUCGCCUGCGCUGCCUGUUUGGGGUGGAAAGGAGAAGUUGAUGGGUGUUUCGCCUAUUGCGUGUGGUGCACCUGCUGGAGAUGCUUCGAGGCCGUUUAUCCUUGAUAUGGCGCCGUCGAUUGCGGCCCGGGGGAAGAUUUAUAAGGCUUUGAGACGGGGGGAGCGCAUUCCGACUGAUUGGGCCCUUGAUAAGGACGGGAAUCAGACAGAUGAUCCUGCCAAGGCGCUUGAGGGGGUCAUGUUGCCUAUGGGGGGACCGAAGGGGUCGGCGCUGUCGAUUAUGAUGGAUGUUUUCUCUGGUGUAUUUUCCGGGGCUGCGUUCGCUGGCCAUGUUACGAAUCCCUAUGAUCCGUCUAAGCCCGCGGACGUGGGUCAUUUCUUGGUUGCUAUCAAGCCGGAUUUGUUUAUGACCAUGCAGGAAUUUGAGGAGCGGAUGGCGUAUCUCUAUAAGAGAGUGGUUGAGUCGGAGAAGAUGGCGGGCGUGGAUCGAAUUUACUUCCCUGGGGAGAUCGAGAUUCUUACGGAGGAGAAGCGUCUGGUGGAAGGAAUUCCUUUUGCUGAGGCAGAGAUUGCAGGUCUGAAUAAGGAAGCUGACCGAGUUGGUGUUGAGCAUUUGAAGGUGAUCGGUUGA
Messenger RNA from Penicillium subrubescens, 1086 nucleotides. Its product is annotated as Ldh family oxidoreductase. The transcript has a single exon. Lineage: Eukaryota; Fungi; Ascomycota; Eurotiomycetes; Eurotiales; Aspergillaceae. Gene Ontology annotation, molecular function: oxidoreductase activity. The record is from RefSeq and is a predicted model, not a curated record. The coding region runs from base 1 to 1086 and encodes 361 amino acids.